AGAAUUAUAAGAGAAUGGCUUUGCUUAACAUACAUUUUAUUGCAAAAUUAAUACUCUACAUAUACUGUGAUGUCAUAUCAUGAUAACCAUUUACUUUACAACCUUGUAUUUCAAGGCAUGUAUGGAACAGCUGACGGUCAGCUGUAGUCGCAAAUACCAAAACAUUCAACAUAACCUCAUCUUUGUUUGUUAUUCCACUGCAAGCACAAAUCCGGAUCUGUGAUUAGUUUUGCAUAAUGUUCGCCUUAAGAGUGAAACUAUUGCGCCCGCUAUUUAGCGGAUGCAGUUACUCCAAGCGCACUUUUAGCCACAGAAACCUAUUGGAGCUGUCUGAUCGCGGCUUCUUUCAAAGCAUUUUCCCAGACACUGCUGCUCCAAAGAUGAAGAAUCUAUUUAAAACUGCGCCCCAGAGCAUAUAUGCCGGAUUCGAUCCAACAGCGGACAGUUUACAUGUUGGAAACUUGCUUGUGAUUAUGGGAUUAUUGCACUGCCAGCGCGCCGGGCACAAACCGAUAGCUUUGGUUGGUGGAGCCACCGGGCUAAUUGGAGAUCCAAGUGGACGUAAAACGGAGCGCAAUCAGCUAGGCGAAUCUGUGAUAGAAACAAACCUGCAAGCCAUCGAGCAGCAGCUGCGAAAGGUGUUCAAAAAUCAUGAGGACUGUCUCUGGGAUACAAAAAAAUACACCUCCAAGCUCGAGCCACUCACAAUUGUCAACAAUGCAGAUUGGUAUGCGAAUCUAAGUCUGAUUGACUUUGUGGCCAACAUGGGAAGACACUUUCGCAUGGGAUCGAUGCUGUCGCGUUCCUCGGUUCAAUCACGUCUGGAAUCAGAGGAUGGCAUGAGCUUUACGGAGUUUACGUAUCAGAUCUUUCAGGCCUACGAUUGGCUGCAUUUGUUGCGCAAACACAACUGCUCAUUUCAAAUGGGCGGCUCCGAUCAAAUGGGCAAUCUGAUGACUGGUCACGAGUUGAUAAGUCGCGUUGAACCCAAGCGCGAGGUCUUUGGAAUGACACUUCCAAUUGUUACCAACGAGGAGGGCGAUAAGUUUGGCAAAUCAGCAGGAAAUGCUGUGUGGUUGGAUGAAAAUAAGACUUCACCGUUUGCAUUGUAUCAAUUCUUUAUGCGAAUGCCAGAUUCCGAAGUGGAGAAACUGCUAAAGUUGUUCACCUUUAUUCCGCUGCCUGAGGUGGAGCAAUUGAUGCGAGAACACUCCAAGGAACCGGAGAAACGCAAGGCUCAAACACUUCUGGCGGAAGAUGUCACUUUGCUUGUACAUGGCGAGAACGGCUUAAAGCAAGCGGAACGAGUUACCAACGCUCUGUACAAGGGAAACGUCGAUGGCCUCGCUGAGUUGAACGUGACGGAGAUUAAGCAAACCUUUCAAGGUGCCACCAUGGUAGACAUACUUCCUGAGCCAGGCAUGUCCAUUCUGGAGUUGGCCAUGAAGGCCAAGUGUUUUCCCACAGAAACCGAUGCCGUACGUAUUAUUAACGCUGGAGGUUUCUACGUUAACCAAAAGAGAGUGCAGAAUAUUGCAGAAGUUAUUACGACUGGCGUCCAUGUCCUACGUAAUGGAGUUUCCCUAUUGCGUGUGGGUAAACGCAACUUUUAUAUUGUUCGCUGGCAAUAG
Molecule: messenger RNA, 1631 nt
Organism: Drosophila sulfurigaster albostrigata
Lineage: Eukaryota; Metazoa; Arthropoda; Insecta; Diptera; Drosophilidae
Gene: TyrRS-m
Product: tyrosine--tRNA ligase, mitochondrial
Exons: 5
Coding region: 237-1631 (464 amino acids)
Biological process (GO): tyrosyl-tRNA aminoacylation
Cellular component (GO): mitochondrion; cytosol
Molecular function (GO): tyrosine-tRNA ligase activity; RNA binding; ATP binding
Source: RefSeq, a predicted model, not a curated record